Molecule: messenger RNA, 1055 nt
Organism: Cimex lectularius (bed bug)
Lineage: Eukaryota; Metazoa; Arthropoda; Insecta; Hemiptera; Cimicidae
Gene: Polr3G
Product: DNA-directed RNA polymerase III subunit RPC7-like
Exons: 3
Coding region: 387-998 (203 amino acids)
Biological process (GO): transcription by RNA polymerase III
Cellular component (GO): RNA polymerase III complex
Source: RefSeq, a predicted model, not a curated record
UCCUCCGUUACACCAUGUGCGAGGAUGUCCGAAGACUAGACAUUCGUGCCGUGUUGUGAUGUCCGUUUUCCACGACGAAAUAGAAAUCGAAGAUUUCGAAUACGACGAAGAGGAAGAAAUCUACUAUUAUCCUUGUCCAUGCGGUGAUAGGUUCCAGAUAACCAAGGUACACUGAAGGCGAAUUGAUAUACCACUAGACACCAUUUACAACGGUGGUACUCACUUUCAGGAUGAACUGCUCGCCGGAGAAGAAGUCGCAACGUGUCCGAGCUGCUCCCUGAUCAUAAAAGUCAUAUACGAUAUCGAGAAAUUUACAGAGGAGCAAGAAUCUGUUAAUAUUAAAAAAGAGCCUGAGAGGUUGAAGUGUACAAGUUAAGGUCUAUGAAAUGGCAGGAAGGGGAAGAGGAAGAGCUGCACUUUCUUUUAACGUCGAGUCGCUCGGUAUCUCGCCAGGAGAGCAACUGCCCGGCCCUGUUCUUCAACCGCCGCCGACAUACCCACCCCUUGAGUUUCACCCGACUCCGCUUUUACCUUCAUUGGCGCACAUGCAGCGUUUGAAAUAUAAAAAUGACUAUUUGUCUUUUUACUCAAGAUUGAAGGUUGAAUGCGGUGAGAAGGAGGUAGGUGCAGCUUCAAAGCGUAAAUACACAGGUGUGUCUGCGAAGAAUCAGAAGUCGAUUCAGUUGGAUUACCAAUGGGAGAGAUUUCCAAUGGAACUCAGACCUGCACAGUAUAAGAAACGCAUGAUCCAAGCUGCUACAUCCGCCAAGCAAACGAACAUAGAAGAAAUAUUGGCUCAACUAGAAAAGGCAGAAGGUGUAGUUAAAAUCGAGAAGCCAGAACAAGAGGAAAACGAAGAGAAUUUACAAGAAGACGAAGAAUUAGAAGACUCAGACAAUGAGAUGGACGGUGGAACGGAUUACAAUCAAAACUAUUUUGAUAAUGGUGAAGGCUACCUAGACGAAGAUGACGAUGUUGAUGAUGGGCCUGUUUACUAGAGUUAAAGAAGAUGUUUUAUUUAUAAUUAAAUAAUAAAUUAUUAUUUUUAUCAAUAA